CCCAAUCACGUCACGCGAGACGGCACAGACAAGAAAAAAAGAGGAGAGAAACACGAACAACAGUUAUCCGUGUGUGAAAUUCCCACGACAUUCUCGGAAGAUAUGUUAACCCAAUCUUCAAUGACUGCAAAGGACUGCAUGAAAUCGUAAAGGUGAGCUCGAGCAUCUGCGUUUUUGAGACAAUUCCACGAAGACGAGUGGGGAAAAACUCGUCCGAGGAUAUACACUGCCGCGUCACUAAAGAAUAAUCCCAAAAAAAAACAAUGAUUAGCUAGCUUUAAUGCGAAGUAAAACUAUAUCAAUUUGAUGUGUAUUCAAAUAAAUCUCAUGGCGUUUUUAAUUGCCACGAAAGACUGAAGUUCUUAUUGACAGCGGGGAAAGUAUGACACAGCUGUGUGUGUACUCCAAAGAUGAUCUAUUAUAUUGGCAAGAUAGCCGAGUGACCGCUCUAACAAUGGAAAAACAUGUCCUCAAUGAUUGAAGGCAAACGAGAUCAGGUGGGUCCAUUCUAGCCAGUGAGAGGGCAGAUACGCGUGUGAACAUCAGGCACAACUAAGUGUUUUUUCUCAAAGUUAUCGGAAUGCCACGUGCAACCACUUAUAUCAGUAUAUUUGUAACAGCCUAAACAUUACAAAACGUAUAUUAAAUAAGCCUCACGUAAUUCGACACCCAAAGACCGACGUACAAAAAAUAGGCUUAUCUCACGUGAACAGAUCCUGGGCGGAGUAAAUCCUCUCGUUUCGCCUCGUCCUCUGUCUGUGUACUCUCAUGUUUUGGUUCAUGGGCUUCUUCUAGUGGAAGAAUGAGGAAGUGGAUGGGACAGAAACAGCAGUAAAAGGGGGCGAGUGAGACAUGUCAUAAAGCCUCUAGUUACAGACGUUGAGUCCUCUUGCAUCACUACCAGAACACAACUCACCCACUGUUAGCAGUUAAACAGCAGAGCACAAGUUUAUUAUAUUUAUUUGUAAAAUGAAUGUGACACAGUCCAUUAUUUUCGAUUAGUAAACAUGCUCCCAAGCAGCUGAUCAGUGUUCAGUAUGAAAUCCAUGUAGGCCUAAUUGCCUAUGAACAUGUUAAAGCAGGUGAAGUAGACAAGUGAACUUGCAAGUGAACAAGGGCCUGAUUGAUUAUGACAAUAAUAACAUCAUAGGCUUUACUUUAUAUGGAACAACACUCACAGUUAUGUUGUUGAAUAUAGAAUGGGACUUUUAAUAAUUUUGAAAUAUUAUCAUAUGAAAGAUGAAGUCUCUAACAAUAUAGCACAAUUUGGACAAUGCAAUCAAUGUAAUGUGUCUAUUUAGUAAAGGUUACUUAACAGUGCAGUGACAUUUUAAUUCUUAAAAAUGAAUAAACAGUAGAUGUUACAGGUUUGAUUUAUUUUGAUUCUAUUUUUUCACUAUAGGAUAUGAAUUCCUCUGACCAUGGGGAAAACUCGGAUGGAGAAAAGCUCGAGAGAGGUAAGUCUAUAAACAAUUUCAUUCCACUGUUAUAAUGCAACAAUCCACUUCGAAGCGGUUUGGAUUGAUCAACACCUAAGUGGGAAAAUCUAAUUCACUUGUAAAUAACAUAACAUUGAUUUUAAAUGUUUUUCUGCAGAGAGAGAACCCAUUCAAGGCAUCAAGUUGGAGACGGAUGACUGUGCUAUUAGUGAGACAACUGAAGGACCACGAAAAUGGUCCCUUGGAACUAGUGAGGCCACCAGCAAACGUACUGCCAUGGACAUGGGCUGUGACGCUCACAAUUCUGAAUUGGACCAGUCUACCAGCAGCAAGAGAGUCAGGGUCUCUAGUGAGGUAAAUUAAUGAAAUGGCAUAAUCUAUGAUACCUCAUGACUAACUGAACUUGCUAAAUAGGCCUGUCUAUGUGAUGCCAUUUGUCCAUCUAUUUAUUUAGCGUGCUUAUUCCAGUUUUUAUAUGACAUUGAAAAUACAUUUGAGAUAAGAAAUUGAUAAUGUUGUUGUCUCUGUGUAGGCCGGGCGGCGCUUGCUGAGGAGAUUGUCUGAAGAGUCCACAAGGCCUCAACCCCUUUGCCUGACAUCUGCUGACCAGGAGAAGACUAUAGCCUCUUACAGGAAGCCUCUCUACAGCAUCUCUCACAGAAUCACAGAGAAGAAGCUCACAUCAAGCCUUGACCAGCAUGCUCAGCAUGAGGGAGGAGUGCGGCUAAGCUACAGCAGCCUCUUAUCCCCUCAACUGGUCAAUACAGGGGAGCACAGCCGAAGUGAACCCCUCUCUGCCCUGGGUGCGGCAGGGUCCAUGUCUUCAACAGACUCUAAUCUAUACUCCCUCAUUGAGAAGAUGUUUUUCAUCCUUAAUACGCUCAACUCAAGCAUGACCCAACUGCACAGCAAGGUUGAUCUACUUUCCCUGGAGGUCACUCGCAUCAAGAAACAGAUCAAACCCUCGGAGAUGGCGACUGAGUUCCAGCCUCCGCCAGAAUACCUGUUGACAAAUGAGGAGCUGAGUCAGCUGAUGGAGCAGACAUCAAAUGCUGGCGAGUUGGGUUGUCGACUGCUGGUACACCUCUUCCCAGAACUUCUUAAAGCCAAUGAGUGCACUCGUGGUUGCAUCACCAACAAGAGAACGUUGGAUUCCUUACAUCUGCAGCUAAUACGCAACUAUGUGGAGGUGUGCUUUCCUCUGGUUAAGAACAACAACAUUUGGCAGGAUGAAUGCCUAUUACAGAUUAAUGACUUCUUUAACCGCUUCUGGGCCCAGAAGGAUAUGGAGAGUGGCCAACAGUCAUGUGGGAAACAGACUAUUACAAGCUUUGGUUUCAAAGCUGAGCAGAACCAGCCCUGCCAUUUUAUAAAUGAGGAGGGACAAGAAGUGCACCUUGACUUAGAUUCCAAUGGUGACCACACCAACAACAACAAAGUAGUGCCAGACCUUGUGUUUGACACUCAGGAGGUUGGAGAGGAUCUUGAUGAGCUUUCUUCCCCUGAAGACUUUGUUAUGUUUCUUGUAAACCGACUUUUCCCUGAGGUUUUUGAGGAGGGGAAAUUUCCAGAGGGUAGUGUGGGAAAGAUGAUCUUGGACUCGGACAGGAUAGAAAUUAUCCGUAAAUACAUGGAAGCAAAUUUUCCUGAUGUCUCAGAGGAUAGUUGGCUGCAGGUGUGUGUGCAGCGCAUAGAAGACGCAAUAGAGGGUUCUCACAGUAACGGCAAUGGCAGCGAUCCUGAGAACAUGAACGAUGAAAGCUAUGACUCCACAAGCCUCCCUGACGAUGUCUCUAUCAUCAAGAUCAGUGACUUGUGUGACUACGAGAGACCAGGUCGUAGGUCAAAAAAGUCCUUGCUUGUGCCAGUCGAUUUUGAACAACUUGAGAUGCCCCUACCAGAGUUCAGUGUGCCUCAAGAGUAUCUGCUCUCCAGGGAGCAGCUGAGGAACAACUAUGACUGUAGCUUGUCAAUUGGGAAUUUUGCCUCUCGCUUGUUGGUACUUAUGUUCCCUGAGCUCUUCACCUAUGACAACGCACGGAAGCAUUACAACUGUAGUGGCUCUCUCGGGAAGAAGCAGCUUGAUCCUGUACGGGUCGACCUUAUUCGCCACUACGUACAGCUACUAUAUCCACGGGCCAAGAAUGACAGAGUGUGGACCCUGGAAUUUGUGGGUAAACUGGACGAGCGGUGCAGGCGUCGAGACACGGAACAACGGCGGUCGUACCAGCAGCAACGCAAAGUCUACGCUCCUGAGGUGGAGCAAGAGCCUGUGGACUUUGUGGCUGCUUGCCAAGUGAACCAGCUCAACACAGAGCGCUUGAAGGACUUCGAAAUUCCUCCACUACCGCCCGAAAAAAGUAGCAAAGACUUCUGCAAGAUCCCCCUGGAGAAAUUGACGGUGUCGAUCCCGGACUUCCCCGUGCCUUCGGUCUACUGGCUCUCAGACACUGAGGUGCGAGAGAUUGUCCAGCAGAGCCUUUCUGUGGGAAACUUUGCUGCCCGCCUACUGGUGCGCCUCUUCCCUGAGCUCUUCACACAGGAGAACCUGCGGCUUCAGUAUAACCACUCGGGCGCCUGCAAUAAGAAGCAGCUGGAUCCUGUGCGUCUCAGGCUCAUCCGCCACUAUGUAGAGGCCGUAUAUCCAGUUGAGAAGAUGGAGGAGGUCUGGCAUUACGAAUGCGUGCCAAGCAUAGAUGAGCGAUGCCGGCGGCCCAACCGUAAGAAGUGUGACAUACUGAAGAAGGCCAAGAGAUCAAAUACUGUGUCCUAGUCAAAGCUGAAGGCAACACUUACUUUUUUUAUUCUAAAUAUUUACACAAGUACAUAAGCUGAAUAGCAUAGUGAAGCCUUUGCACACGGUCCUGUGUAGGAUAAGGCCAACUCUUAAAGGCUUUUCAUCAGUACUCUUAAUGGAUGUAUUUGUAAUAUCGAACUACAGCAUUAGACGGUGUAGUUUUUCAUCGAUGACGUUUGAGAUGAAAUCAUGAGAUGAUAGACUAAGUUUCAAUGUACAAAAACGAUACUGUAAUAGCUAAUCUAACUUACCCUGUAGAUAAGCUGUUGUAGCCUUAAAAACAAUAAACAUGUAAAUAUUACAAAGACAGUAGAUCAGUCAAAGAUGGAUAGAAAUUGUGAUAUUAUUUUGUUCCAACGCACAUGUUGUAGCAUUAUGGCACCACUGGUCUUUUAUAAAAUGUUAUGUUAUACCUUCUUAUAGAAGUUUGUACUAUAAAUCUGUAUUAAACCAUAGCAACAGGUCAUGUUAACCCAUUUGUAAUAAAAUCAGUCGAAUUUAGCAUUUCACUUUAUUAGCAUUUAGCUAAUUAAAUACUUAUCCCACCCAUAUUUUCUUUGCAUCUGAUUCAAGCCAUGACUAUCCAUUACUUAAUUAUGUAGAAUGACUUGGAGAAUUUGGAUCUGUUAUUAACAUCUGUUAAUUGAAAAUGGUGUCAAGGCCAUUUGAAACCAGAUAAGCCAAUGAUAACACAUAACAAGAGGACUACUGUAAAAACUGCACAAUUCACUAUGAUGUAACAUCAUGCAAAGAUGUAGAUAUUCUAAUUCCCUUGUCAAUGGCGAGAAUUAUAGUCAGUAUCGUCCACUAAAAACUCUUG
Messenger RNA from Coregonus sp. 'balchen', 5056 nucleotides. NCBI's taxonomy places the organism in Eukaryota, Metazoa, Chordata, Actinopteri, Salmoniformes, Salmonidae. The record is from the annotation of a GenBank genome assembly.